Ahaetulla prasina is the source of this 6330-nucleotide messenger RNA. RefSeq names its product zinc finger CCHC-type containing 17 (gene ZCCHC17). Gene Ontology annotation, molecular function: RNA binding; zinc ion binding. The record is from RefSeq and is a predicted model, not a curated record. Gene Ontology annotation, biological process: RNA stabilization. Bases 371 to 1057 code for a protein of 228 amino acids. The transcript is spliced from 8 exons. Lineage: Eukaryota; Metazoa; Chordata; Lepidosauria; Squamata; Colubridae.
ACCCCGCGUUUAUUCUGUCUCCCCAUUGGCUGAAAAGUGAGGAGGGGGGGCAAAGAGAAGACUGCCUGCGCUCUGAGGGCGGCGGAGAACGAAGACGGUCGUUGGAGCGGAUGACCUGGUCUGUAUCCUGACGGCGGUAAGAUGCCAGUCGGGCCAAGAAGGAUCGGGGAAGGCAGUUUCAAGUUUUAAAUUCUCUUCAGUUUGGCUCCUCCUUCUCAAGGGUGACAAGGCCUGUCACUUUCUCCUCACGGUUUUUCCUGUGAGUGCAAGAGCUUUUUUUUUGUUAGCAGCCCAGGGGAUAAUAUAGAACAUAGAAAAGGAAACUUGACCAGAAGAUUGUUAUAAACUCCUUUUGUGGUAGUUGAAAGCGAUGGAUCAGCUUCCGGAACUCUAUGCUGUUUUCCAAGGAGAGGUUGCUUCUGUGACAGAAUAUGGAGCAUUUAUAAAAAUCCCAGGAACCCAAAAACAAGGCCUUGUUCACAAAAGCCAAAUGUCAAACUGUAGAGUGGACAAACCUUCAGAGAUGGUGGACGUUGGAGAAAAAGUAUGGGUGAAACUUAUAAGAAAAGAGAAGACAGAUGACAAACUGAAACUAUCUCUUUCCAUGAAAGUUGUUAACCAAGGAACAGGAAAGGACUUAGACCCCAAUAAUGUUGUCCUUGAUCAAGAGGCACGGAAAAAAUGCUCCUUUAGAGAUUAUACCAGUCAAAAGAUCACUUUAGAAGCUGUUUUGAACACUGUGUGUAAGAAGUGUGGUUGUCCAGGUCAUUUUGCCAAAGAUUGCUUCAUGCAGCCAGGAGGGACAAAAUACACCCUUAUACCAGAGGAUGAACCUGUCCCUGCAGAAGAUGAAAAGAAAGCUCACCACUCUAUGAAGAAAAGGAAAAAGGAUAAAAAGAAAAAAAGGAAACGUAAGAACACAGACUUGGAGGCUUCCGACAGCACCAAUUCUGACAAUGGGAAUCAGCCAGCUCAGAAGAAGGCAAAACGCAAGGAAAAAAACAGUCCAUCUCGGAAAAGGAAAAAGAAACAUCAUAAGAAAAAGCACAAGGAAUGAGAAUGAGAAUCUGAUUCUGGACUGCAUGUGUUCUCAGUGCAAAUUGUGGCUUCCAUUCCCUCUGGUCAUCAGUUGGAAAAAGAACAACUGAACCAGCAGGAUGCGUUAGGAUAAAAUGGUUUUUCCUUCUUUGAAAAUCACCUUAGUUUUUCAAGGAUUAUCAUAAGGAUAGCUAUUCUCCUCCCAUAAAGUAGAAAGGAAGGAGCAGCCUGCCACUGGGUGGUACCUUGUCCCAGUUGUUCAUUCUUGUGAAAUCUUAACUCCUUUCUUUCGUUUCUUCAUGCUUGGAUUUUAGCCAGUCUCUUUAGAGCAACUAAAGAGCCAUCUUGCAGAAACUUGCAUGGAGCUGGCAGUUGGCGCAUUUCCUCAUUUGGGAACAACUGUGUUGACUCAGCAUCUGCCACUUAUUGUCUGCCUACCAGCAGAAGGAACUGUGAAGGUAUCCUCUCACCUGACAAGGACACAUUGGUUGAAGAACAGAUCAUGCCACUGCAUUCCUGUUAUCCCAUUUGUCCUGUAAUACUGUAAGAGGAAGAAAUCAGGUACAGGACCAGUUGUCUUAAAAACUGAGAAAUGAGCUAAGUGUUCACCUUUGAACCAUGAAUAAAGUUUUGGUUCAUGGGGUUCUUUUUAUUGUAGAUUUGGAUUUGGAGAAGGGACAGAAAUAAGAACCCUCCUAGUUGUCUCACUUUCCUAUUGUGAGAUGCUUUAAAAACCAGGGUGUCAGCAUUUUUGUGUUGGAAGCUCACUUACAUUAUACUUUGUUGGUUUUGGAGGCUGCAGGAGUGCAGUCAGUGAUUUGCAGUGGAUGAGACUGCAUUUUGGAGUUUAUUUUUCCUAGACUGGCUUUAAGAGGUGAAAUGAAGAUUCCAGACCUCAGUGAACUUCAUAGAGCUAUUUUGCUCCCCUUGUCCAGAAGAGAAUUGCCUGAGUGGGGCUCAUAUAAAUGAAACUGAGCGUAAUGUGCUGCUUUUACACUAACCAUUAUAUUUAGGGCAGGGGUUCCCAACCCCCAAUCCAUGGACCGGCACCGGGCUAUGUCAUGCCAGCAACCAGGCUGCGCAAACAAGUGAAUCCCCAUCCAUGGGAUGCAAGCAGCAUGCAAAACCACACUGUUGUGACCUAGGCUUCCCCAAAAAGCACGAAGCAGAAUCCUGGUUCUGACAAAACCCCUUUUAUUAAACAAACUGAAUUCCUUUCAUUCACCAUUAGCAAAGUCUUUCAAGGGAGAAUUUACAGUCACAGACCUUAUCUGGCUUGGAGAGCUGCCAGGCCGAUAUCUUCAAAACUUGGCAAAGCGUCUCAGAGUCACUAACCAAUUCACUCUUUUAUUCCCUCGGGGAGGGGCCAUUCAUCGUCCACCUGUGGCCUUACUCCCAAAUCGACCCAUGUUCUUUAGCUGUUCCCUUUGUCUCACAACUCUGUGCAUGCACACACUGGGAACAGGCUCCAGCUGUUGGUCUGCCUCACUGAUGUCUGCCUCUGAAGGCAGCUGAUAACUGGCAUCCGGCCCUGGCCCCCUCUCUGCCUCCAACACAGAGCCCUCAUCAGAGCCUUCCCCAGACUCCAGGACUGGCCCGUGUUCCUCCCCAACUUCCUCACUGUCCGAAUCUGUUACCAGUUCUGCUGGCCACUGGCAGGCCACAGCACUCCCCCCCCUCCGGUCUGAGGAAAAAUCUCUCCAUGGAACUGGUCCCUGGUGCCCAAAAGGUUGAGGGCACUGCUUUAAGGCAUUGUUAUUUGGACAGGAAACUGUUGGUCAGUUCCAGGCUCUAGUCUAAAUUGGGAAGUUGAAGAACAGCCUGGCAGAAGUCAGUGAAACCAUAGUGACUUCUUGUUACCAAAAAAACCCCUACAGCACGUCCAUGAAAUGUCAAGAGCCGAAUAUAACUUGAAAUAACUUUUCUCUCCAUUAUAUUAUUUUAGCUAUUAAGAGUGCAGAGGUGCAGUCAGUGAUAUAACCGUUGGAGUGCCAGCUUUUCUGUAUUAUCCUGGCAACUUUGAAGCUUAUGUCUUAGUUAUAUCCUGUAUUUCUCUGCCUUUGGGAAAUCUAAGGCAAUUUACAUAAGGUGUGUAACUAAAUUCUCUUUGAUCAGAGAUUAGGUAAGUUAGCUGUCUUGCAGUUCAUGCCUCUAGCAUAGUACUAUUUCUCAGAAAUGUAACUGUCAAUCACUCCAAGAACCAUAUUGGUAAUUGCCAAAAAACACCCUUGUUUGUGCCUAUAUUACCUCUUCAAGGCAAACCACUGCUUGUGUAUUAUUGAAUUUUCCUACUCUGAUUGGCACAAUGUACAUUGAUGACAUAAGUGUCUGCAUAGUGUAGUUUUAUCAGCUCUUUGUGUUAUAAGUUGCAUGCUUAAAAGUUUUCAGCUUGGUUCAUAAAGUUUUUAAACUGGGAUCUGUAAUAGAGCUGCUAAAUUUUUUGAAGGCCCACUUUGCCGAAUAUAGGUUCGAGCAAAGUGCCUCUUGUGUAGUGCAUGCCCAAGGACUAAAGAUUACAAGAUGCGCAAGAAAUGAUACGCAAUAACAAAAAUAUACCCCUAAAAGGUCCACCAGUGAAUGAAGACAUAGAGUAACAAAAUAGCCAAAUUGUAACCCAACUAAGAUGAAGACCCAAGGACUAUCUGCUUUGAGCAAUUGUAGGAUGUAAUCAGGGUUGGAGCCUGUCAGAUGUCCACUUGGAAGCUGUUCCAAAGAACUGGUUCAGCUACACAGUGUCAUAGAACUUUACCCCCACUCCCAUUCCAAAGGGUGCGGCUAAUAUUUUUUCCUGAGUGUAUCAAACUGCCUCCCAUUCCAAAGGGUGCGGCUAAUAUUUUUUCCUGAGUGUAUCAAACUGCCUAGACAUAUUCCAAUGGGAGAAUGCAGUCCUGCAAAUAAGGGCCAAGUCUCAUAGAGCUAUAUAAGUUAGCAUUUUCAAUUGCAUCUGGAAGGCCAAUGGCAAUUAGUGCAAGACUCACAUUACUGGUAUAAUAUGAUCCCACCAACAAAGACCAGUCAACACACAGGCUCCUGUAAUUUGAACCAACUGAAAACUAAGUGAUCCUCAAAUGUAGUGUGUGUUGCGAUAAUCUAAGUAGGGAAUGAGUCACAACAGUUAAGAUAGGGUAGGACUGCAACUGGCAUGCCAGCCAAAGCCACAGCCUCUUACUUUUCCAGCAAAAGCCAGGAGUACAGAUGUAUACCUAAGUCAGACACCUGUUCCCCCAGCAGCAGUGUGCAAAAUAAUUAUUGACCAGAUGUAUUGGAUGAAUAUGGGAUGCAGUGGCUAAGAGGCUGAGCUUGUCGAUGGAAAGUUGGCAGUUCAGUGGUUCGAACCCCUAGUGCCACGUAACGUGGUGAGCUCCCAUUACUUGUCCCAGCUUCUGCCAACCUAGCAGUUCAAAAGCAGGUAAAAAAUGGUGGGAAGGUAACAGCGUUCCAUGAGCCUUUGGCAUUUAGUCAUGCCAGCCACAUGACCACGGAGAGAUCUUCGGACAGCGCUGGCUCUUCAACUUUGAAAAGGAGAUAAGCACCACCCCCUAGAGUCAGGAACGAAUAGCACAUAUGUGCAAGAGGAACCUUUACCUUUACCUACUGGAUGAAUAAAGGCAUAAAGUAAUACCCAGGACUGCUCCUCUCUCCAGUACGUGCCAGUUAAUUUUUUUUAUUUUGCAAAGAUAAGAGGGAGCGGUUGAUGAGUCAGGUAGAUCUUCCCAUGAAUUGUCAACUGGGUAUCUUCUGUUUAAGUUAUCCUAACAUUUGGAACAAGCCUCUUGUUUACACAGUGUAGAAACUAGCAGGAGAGUUGCAUUAGCCCCCGGCAACCCAAAGUAAGCACUGAUAAUAUUUUAUUAAAAGGCAUCAGUUGUUGAGCAGUAGCUACUUUGUCAAAUGUAGAAAUGUAACACUAACGUAAUGCUUAAGAACACUUAGCUAGUGACAUAAAUUCAAAAUACAUAACUGGCAUUUUUGCCUUCCUGGAGGGUACAACAUUGAUGUCAAUAGUGCUGAUAUAAGCAGGGCUCAAGUACAUUGCUGUUAUUUUUGACUCACGUACUGAUACUUCAGAAGGAAAGUAUAAAAUGUUUAAGUGUCCAGUGCAACUUAGAUUGACACAAAUCAGAAACAAACAUAUAUUUUGUUAUAUAAAAUUUGAUGAUUUGUCUCUAUAAGAAACUCAUUGGAAAUACAUGCAGAUAACCAGUCACUCAGAUAAAAUGCUCUAGGACCAUGUUUCUUAACCUUGGCAACUUUAAAGAUGUGUGGACUUCAAUUCCCAGAACUGAAUGCUGCUUGGGAAAUUCUGGGAGUUGAAGUCUGCACAUCUUAAAAUUUGCUGAGAUUGAGCAAUACCACUUUAGAAGAUGGUGCUUUUUGCAAAGACAGCUAUUGUUUUGGUGUGCUUCAUUUAAAGUCACUGAUAGGAGACUUAUGUGCUCCUCCCUAAAUACAUACACUGGAGAAUCACUAGAAACUGACUAAGCAAUUGGAGCAAGAAAUUUUGGUCAAAAAUGAUAUAACCAUCCCAGGAAUGAUGCAGUGCUUUCGAAAUACUGUUGCUGACAGGAGAAAAUAAAACUGGUUGGUACAUAUUUCCAAACUUAUCUGUGUACUUUAAAAGUUGUUCACUCCACCCAGAGAUUUGUGUCUGAGGGAUUGCAGUAUGCUCGCUGCUGCCUAUAUGAUCCAUUCUGGUUAUUUGCUGUGCCUUCCUAAAACUGAAUUGAUAAAUAUUCAUGUUUCUAGGGCCAAUUUAUAUACAAACAAGCCAAAUCAAGAUACAGGACUAUGAUAGCCAUUAUAACAACAUCUAAAACAGUCUAUGCAUGCUAUGUAAUGUUUAAAGUUACGGGCAUCACAUGCCACACUAGAAAAGGAAUUUCAUAAUUCAGAUCUUCAAGAGACCCCACUCUGAUAUCGAACAGCCUUGUAUAUAAUGCAGGUAGUUCUCUAUCUAUCAGGUCACCCUGCAGCUAGCAGAGUAAUGAGACAACUUGUAAAUUUGCUAGCUGGGAGAAUCUGUAUUAAUCUUGUUCCAGAUCUUUAAUAAUACUUGUGAUGGAAAAAACAAUCUUGACUGAUAAGCAGUGGAAUAUAUAGUUUUGGAAAACCGUCUGAAUGAGUCUAAUGUAAUAUCAGUCUUACACAUAUUUUGUCUUGCAAAAUGAUAAGAAUAUGGUAGUUUUGUAGAAGGCAAGCAUACCUCUGUAGAGCAGACUUUGUGGCUCAGUUGCCAAUUACUAACAGGCAAGAGUGAAAUCUAAUGCUGACUUGUGUAUUCAUUUUCCUAAG